This is a messenger RNA of Dichotomopilus funicola, 4443 nucleotides long. RefSeq lists its product as uncharacterized. The record is from RefSeq and is a predicted model, not a curated record. The coding region runs from base 1 to 4443 and encodes 1480 amino acids. Lineage: Eukaryota; Fungi; Ascomycota; Sordariomycetes; Sordariales; Chaetomiaceae. The transcript is spliced from 3 exons. Gene Ontology annotation, cellular component: cytoplasm. Gene Ontology annotation, biological process: regulation of GTPase activity; signal transduction.
AUGGACUCACCCUUCCAGGACAGCCCUACUAUCGGGAGAACGGUACACUACACGGCCAAUAGCCCGCCGGCAGUUUCGCCAAACGCCGCAGCCACGAGGUCGAGACAGGUGCCCGCUAGCCCUCUGUCCAUGGACUCGUCGUUUCCCGCGCCUCAGUCUGCCGCCGUUCCACGCAUCGUGACCACUGCAGCCCCAGACGACCGCACGCAGCUGUCAGAGAAGACAUACCUGGAUAGCGAUUCCUCUCGAACCACCACGCCCGAGCAGCGAAGCCCUGGACCGUCGCCGUCUCCUAGGUCGCUGAAUUUUCCGAAUGAAGGCCGCAGCGUCUCUGACCGCAGCGUCUCCAACCCUCUCGUCGCCGCACAACCCCCCGGCGUCUCUCGUUUAAAGCAAUCUUCGGCAGCCAUGCCUGCCCCGGCGGGUACGCGGGUAGAACCCGUUAAGAACCCCCCACGAACGUCGUCGAUCGACUCAGCCAUUUCCGUUAUUUCCUCGAAAUCGAACCUCCAAAAGUCUUCGCAAGAUGGCGCCGCCGAGAUUGCGCACCUAAUCAAGACGGCCGGCAGCGCCGAGGCCGUCAUCCAGUAUUUGCUCAAGGAGAAGCAGUCGCAAUCGCAACAAAAUGCGCAGCUCUGGAGGCUGGUGGACAAGCAGCGGUCGAUGGUGCUGGGCCUCAAGACGGACCUCGAAAGGGCGUUGAAGGAAAAGGAAAAGUACAGAAAAAAGCUAAAGGAAGUGUUGGGGGUAUCCGAGGAGCCAUCCGCGCCGUCAAUAUCCGCCCCAAGCGGGCAAGGAGUGGGCGCGAGGGCAGUUCCCAUCGCUGCUAGCGCUUCACCAAGGGACCAGGAGUUUGAAGUUCCCUUGUCACCCAAAACCGUCGACUCGGAUGAUGCCAAACAUUCGCCCAUCGACGUCUCGAUGGCGCCUUACCCUAUCACUCCGCCAGCGCACCAAGUGACCCUUCCAAGAGAUGCCCGCUCGGCCGUUCGAGACGCACUCGACCCGUCGCACACGAUGCCCCGGCCAAGCGAACAUGCGCUAGAUCAGUUCGAUCACGAUGCCCAGGAGCAGGAGGCGGAAGCGGCCGCAAAGAAAGUGGAGGGGACCAAGGACCUCCCCAUCAUGAUGAACAUCCCGCCCUCUCGUAAGGCGCCUAGCGAACCGCCCCGGAUGCGGCCGCCGCAACCACCAGGACCACCACCGGAGCGCUCACCUCGGCCGGACGACGGUGCUUCUAAGUUCCCUCCGCCCCCUGCGCCCCCACCACGGAAACCCCCUCCGGCGCCACUGCACCUGAAGAAUGCAAAGCCCAAGCCUAAAGUUGCCCACGACGAAGACCCGGAGACCGACACUGACUACGACCAUAUCCUCGAUGUUGAUGAGCUCAAGCCAUCCAACGACCGCAGAGGACGUAGGAGAACGCGAGAGGAGGACGAGCGCGAGCGGGCGCUUAUCGCUAGGAAGGAGGCCGAGAUGCGCAGUUUGUCUAAGAAGAGCAAACAGAGCAGCAGCCGUGCGGCUGGGGACAAGGCACAAAUGCCCUUGCCAGCGCCUACGCUCGCGCCCGCGCCGGCUGGCCCCAGGGCGGUCCAGACUACCAAGCAGGUUGCUUCUCGCGAGCCGGCUUCUCUUGCCGGCGUCCUGAACGGUACUCCUGAAGUUCGAACAAUCCCCGCGCCGUUGAUGAGUCCCGGCUUACCGUCGAGUCCUCGGCCGAACAUGUCUAUGACAUCCCCGAUGACCUCCCCUCCUCUUUCUCCGCUAGGUGUCGGCAACUUCCCCAGUGUCCCGCUAUCACCCCGCCCCCCACGGGCGCCGAUUCCGCUGCCUCUCAACACGCCUCUUCAGACACCCUCCCCUGCGGGUGACAAUUUGGUGCUUAAGUCGCCUAGGUCGCUCAAUGUCGUAAGGCAAGGCGAGCAAGGGUAUGCCACGCCGAGCCCGACCAAGUCCAGCGCUACCGACAGCCCAGUGGAGCGGAACAAGGUCUACAAGGGCUUCGUGACGGACGAAUAUCCCGACUUGCUCCUCCCCCCUAACGCUCUCCCGUCCAUUGAUAUUCGGGUUGCCUCGUCCCGUAUGAAGCCGUCUCGGGCCAGCUUGAUCUCGCUGACACAGCUGGAAGAGGACCCGGUUUUCACGCUGGCCGUGUACUCCAGGGCGGAUGGUGGUGAGCUCUGGCGUAUCGAGAAAGAUUCUGCGUCGUUGGCCAAGCUGGACCAUCGACUGAAGCAGUGCUCGGCCUUCACGGCCAGAACGCCUGACCGAUCGCUAUUUAGUGGUCACGCGCCGGCUAAGCUCGAUGCCCGGCGCAUUGCGCUCAACCACUACCUGGACGAAUUGUUGAAUACACAGUUGGACAACGCCACGGCGCUCGAGCUUUGCAAGUACCUAUCGACCAGCACCCUUCCGCCCAACGCAGACGAGAUCGGCACUGGGACUGGUGAACAAACUACCGAGUCACAGAGAGUUGGACCCGGCGGUCGGCCGUUCCGCAACGGCUAUCUCACCAAGCGGGGCAAGAACUUUGGGGGCUGGAAGGCUCGCUAUUUCGUCCUUGACGGCCCACACCUAAAGUAUUACGAGACCCCUGGCGGUGCCCAUCUCGGCACCAUCAAGCUUCAGAGGGCGCAGAUUGGCAAGCAAGCGCACCAAGCCAACGAAGGCACCCCUACCCAGAAUUCCGCCGCGGAGGAGGGUGAUAAUCAGUAUCGCCACGCCUUUUUGAUUCUGGAGCCCAAGAAGAAGGAUCCCAGCAGUGUGACCAAGCACGUGUUGUGCGCAGAGAGCGACCAAGAACGCGACCGAUGGGUUGAGGCUUUGCUCCGCUGGAUCGAUUACCGGGAUCCCGAAGACGAAGACCAUCCCACCAAGAAGGAUUCUGCCCAAGAGCGGAAUGUUGAGCGUGGCAACGCUAAGAAGAGAGGGCAGCCGCAAGCUAAGCAGCCAACGGCGGGCGCCGACGACAAUUUGAUCGGGGUUAGCUACGAAGCCACCAAGCAAGGCAAUACGCCGCACCAGGGAGCGCCAACCAAGGGGAAGCAAGGCGGACAACAGGACCAGGAGUCCACCCACAGCCAGUCAACGACGUCUUCCUACACCAUUUCCGCCCCGCGGGACCCGCAAGUGAUUUCACACACGGAGCCGCUGGGUAGUAAGCUUGGCAUGGGCCUCUCGGCGCCGACGCAGGAGGAGAAGAAGGCGAGGAAGCGGAGCUUCUUCGGUUUCGGCCCCAAGACCAGGACAUCGAGCGACGGCCAAGACUCGCUUUUCGGAAGUGAAGGCGGAGGCUCUUUGCCAACGGGUCAAUACCACGGUCCCCUCCGACAGGUCUUUGGCGCUACAUUGGCGGAGGCAGUUCGGUACAACGCCCCCGUAGACGUGCGGGUCCCAUUGCCCGCAGUUGUCUACCGGUGUAUCCAGUAUCUGGAUGCCAAGGAUGCUGUCUCGGAAGAAGGUAUCUUCCGACUUAGCGGGUCAAACCUGGUCAUCAAGCAACUCAGGGAGCGGUUCAACGUUGAGGGCGAUAUCGACCUGCUCAAUGAUGGGCAGUACCACGACAUUCACGCCAUCGCUUCGCUCCUGAAGAUGUAUCUCCGCGAGCUACCGACCACGAUCCUGACCAACGACCUCCGUACCCAAUUCAUCACCGUGACAGAGAUGACGAACCACAAGGAGAAGAUGGGAGCGCUGGCCGAGCUUGUGGAGCGCCUGCCACAGGCGAACGCAGCACUGCUCAAGUAUCUAAUCUCAUUCCUGAUCAAGAUCAUCGACAAUGCGGGCGUGAACAAGAUGACGGUGCGCAAUGUCGGGAUCGUGUUCUCACCCACUCUCAACAUCCCGGCGCCUGUGUUUGCCAUGUUCUUGCAAAACUAUGAGGUCAUCUUUAGGAUCGACCCCUCCAACUACGAGCUGCCCGUGACGGAACCCGAAUUUGCGCAGGAACGGCGGCCCUCGUUACCCUCUUCCUUCCAGGAGCGCCGGCCAUCGGAAGGACGGCCGUCAACCUCACAUAGUGAUUCCCCCCACAGGCAGCGCCUGAUGGAGUCAAUAGAUUCGCAGGCCAGCCGGAGCACGCCGACGCCACCGCCCAUGUCAAUGCAACAAGUGGCACAGAUGAAUGCGGCGACCCUGCACUCAAGGAGCACACCCACACCGCCUCCUCAGCGGCCGAUGAACCACGACAUGAGUGGUGGUGGUGGUAGUCACACGUCGAUGCGGCCGGCGUACGAGACCGGCUUCCCUGUGCCCCCAAACUUUGAUCCCAACCAAGUGGGCCGGCGUGCCAGCCCUGCGUUCGAACGGCCGGCAUAUGAGAACGGGCUCACCCCAGCACCGUAUGAGCAGCCGUACCGCAACCGACGUGAGAGCGCCAUGUUUAUGGGUUCGCUAAGCCAACAGCCCUCGAAGAGCCGGCUUCGUGAGGAGGCUCAGUACUAA